AUGGAGGCCUGCGUGAACGACAAUCAAUUCGGGCCUCGCGUCAAUCCGCAAUGCCGUUCCUUUGACUUCACCCUCUUGUUUGAAGAUAUCUUCUUUAUCGCCCUUCCUGCAGCAGUGCUCCUCGUGCUGUUGCCAUUGCGACUCCGAUGGCUGCACCGUACAUCAGUGAAAGUCAAAACUUAUCGGUUGGCUAUUUGGAAGUUAUCACUCCUGGUAAUACUGUUUAUCUUGCAAAUUGUCUUUCUCGCCCUUCGCCUGAGGACUCCCGCCAUCCGCACCAAUGCAUCUCUGGCAGCAGGAAUUCUCAAUAUCGUCGCGACCUUUGCUGCGGCAUGUGCUUCGUUUUUGGAGGACCAGCGGUCUAUACGGCCGUCUGAUCUCUUGGUGAUUUACUUGACAAUGGCGGCCAUUUGCGCCAUAGCCCCACUGCGCUCCCUGUGGUCUAUAUCCCCUACAAGCGCUUGCACAGGGCUCUGGACGGUACUUUUCGCUAUUACCGUUGCGUGUCUUUGUGUGGAAUCGGUGCACAAGACCGGCCUUUUGCGUUUGCAAUCUUAUCACCCAACGAAAGAGCAGACUUGUGGCUUCUGGAGCCGAAGCUUAUUCAUCUGGCUACUGUCGUUUUUCCGUGUAGGCUACUCGCAUAUCCUUAGUAUGGACGAUAUCCCGGAAGUUGAUCAUGAUCUCCGAGGACAUGUAACGGGAGACAAGCUUCAGAAAGCUUGGGACAAAUCGAGGGGCAAACAUCGGUUGGUCAGGGCGUCGUUUGCGGCUUAUCGAUUCAGCUGCCUGUCAGCAAUCGCGCCACGAUUGGCUUUGUCUGCCUUCACUUUUGCCCAGCCCUUCCUCAUCACAGCAACCGUGAAUUAUAUCGACAGUCCCUCAAGCACAGAGUCCCAGAAGUACGGACAAGCCCUUGUAGGCGCGUAUGUGCUGGUAUACACAGGCUACGCGAUAUCCACCGCGGUGUACUGGCGACAAACAUUUCGCUUUAUCACUAUGCUUCGAUCUGGCCUUAUAUCAAUGAUAUACAAUCAAACCCUAGGUUUAAGGCCGGAAGAUCUCUCCGACACAGCCGCUAUUACCAUGAUGGGGACUGAUGUCGAAAGGAUUGAUUCUAGUUUGAGAGCACUUCAUGAAGCGUGGGCUUCGAUUCUGGAGGUCGCAAUUGCAAUCUGGCUAUUAGGACGCCAGAUAUGGAUCGCCUGCUUAAUUCCAUUGAUCAUCGCAGUCAUAUCAGUCGUCGCCAUGAUACCAAUCUCAACCAAGUCUGGAGAAGCUCAAACACAGUGGAUCGAUCGCGUGCAAAAACGAUUAUCUGUCGUCUCUGGGACACUGAAUGAUAUUAAAGGUGUACAUAUGCUUGGGCUUACGGAUCGUCUGUUCUUUCUCAUAUCAGAAUUGCGCAAACUGGAAGUUGAGACCUCGAAGCGAUUCCGGAAGCUCCUAAUCUGGCAGAUUGCGAUAUCCAAUGUACCGAUGGAAUUCUCCCCAUUUGCGACAUUCGCCAUCUACGCCAUUAUAUCCGUCGUGAAAAAAGACACGACCUUGCUUUCUGCGCAAGCGUUUACCUCUCUAGCUUUAAUCUCCCUUCUCACCGGCCCGCUCCUCAACUUCUGCCAAGCUAUGCCUGCUCUUGCCCAAGCCAUUUCCUGCUUUGACCGCAUUGAUGAAUAUCUUACAAUGGAUCCCCAAUCGUCCAAACGGCCAAAGUCAACCGAUUCAAUUCCUCGGCUUUCUGACGACGGAGUGGAACUACAACAGCAGCCGAGUGGUGCAUUACCCAAAGACCUGUUGGCAUCAUUCCAAGGGGCCACCAUAUCGAAGUCCCCCGAUGCCGAAGCGGUAUUCGAUCGUUUAACCCUCAAUAUUCGGCGUGGGGUGACGAUGAUUACUGGACCUGUCGGAUGUGGCAAGACAACGCUCCUAGAAAGUAUUCUGGGGGCCAGCUUCCUCAAGAGCGGGUCAACAGUGGCUUCUCUUUCACGGGCUGCAUACUGCUCGCAAGAACCGUGGAUCCAGAAUCAAACUAUACGCCAGAACAUAGUCGGACCUCAUGAGUUUGACGAAAAGUGGUUCAAAUUUACUUGUUGGGCGUGCGGUCUGGAAAGGGAUCUGCGGACAAUUUCCGAUGGGGACUCGCACAUGGCAGGAAGUAAUGGCAUCUCGCUUAGUGGAGGCCAAAAGCAACGGAUCGCAUUAGCUCGCGUAGUGUAUUCGCGACCCAAGUUUAUAAUCUUGGAUGAUCCAUUCAGUGGAUUGGACCUGAAGACGAUAGCCCUCAUCUCAAAGCGUCUUUUUGGUGUUGAGGGUUACUUUAGAGCCGAGGGUGUCUCAGUGGUCCUGGCCACUAACUCCUAUAAUCUUCUUGCACAUGCCGAUGAGGUUAUUCUCCUGGACAACGGGCAGGUUGUUGGACAGGGCACGUAUCAGCAUAUCCUUGAGCGAUCGCCGGAAAUUGCUACCACGUUACAGGACUUGCGUGAGGAUGAAUCAGCAUCAGAUAUUGCUGAUACUAAAGUCGCUGAUUCCGAGAGUCGGAGCGAGCCACCUUCUGGUGCAGGUCCUGAUAUGACGACCCACCAGGAUGCUGACUGGUCCAGGCAGCGUGGAACCUGGUCCGUCUAUCAAUACUAUUUCCACAAUGCGGGCUAUGUCUCUCUUGCUAUCUUCUCAAUUUUCGCCGUUAUAUACUCUUUCUCUUCCGUUUUUAGUACAUUAUGGCUUCAGUGGUGGGUGGAGGAGAAUGAGCGAAAGCCUAAUAGUCGAUUGGGAAUGUACAUUGGAGUCUAUGGCUUGAUAUUUUCCUUUUCUUUCGUUGGCCUUAUUGCGGCAUGCUGGAUGAUUUUCAUUCGAAUGAUGACCUCUACCUCAUUGAAUUUGCAUUCAGACCUGCUCAAGGCUGCACUGAGUGCACCUUUCGGGUUCUUCCAGACUACAGAUACGGGCUCAACGACAAAUAGAUUCGGCCAGGAUAUGGAACUGAUCGAUAUGAUGCUCCCAGUGUACGCGGUGAACUUUGUUGAAAGCGUGUUGUCUUGCUUCUUUAGGCUGAUUGUACUCUGCGUCAUUGGACGAUAUCUGGCCAGCUCCAUCCCAUUGCUCGCCCUGAUACUAUUCUGUGUCCAGGUCUACUACCUACGGACCUCUCGUCAGAUUCGCCUCCUAGACAUCGAAGCGAAGGCACCACUGUACUCGCACUUCCUGGAGACCAUCCAGGGAAUAACGACAAUUCGUGCGUUUGGCUGGGAGACUCACUUUCAAAAGGAAACAGAGACUCGAGUGAACAAUUCUCAGAAACCAGUAUAUAUGCUGUUCUGUGUACAGCAGUGGCUGACCCUUGUCCUGGAUUUGGUAGUAGGAGGGAUUGCGGUGGUGCUGGCUGCCGUGGUAACCUCGUUGAAGGGCAGCUUCAGUGCCGCGUCGAUCGGUGUCGCAUUGAACAUGCUCCUCACCUUCAAUCAAACCAUCACUCGGACCAUCAAGAUGUGGACCAUGAUGGAAAUUUCGAUCGGGGCUGUAUCUCGUGUACGGAACUUUGUGCAAGACACGCCAUCGACCAACCGUGACUUUAAUCCUGAGAGCGGUAGAAUGCCUGCCAUAGCAUGUAAGGGUGCAAUCGACUUUGAGAGUGUAUCAGCUGGCCACAGCUUUGACGAAACUCCCAUCUUGAAGGACAUAACGUUUUCCAUAAAGCCCGGGCAAAAGAUCGCAGUUUGUGGACCUUCUGGCAGUGGAAAGACAUCGUUGAUCAUGGCCCUUCUUGGUAUGAUUGAAAUAAAGGAAGGUCGGGUACUGGUAGAUGGCAGCGAUCUGUCUAGCGAGCAACAAGCCCUGCGAGGGAACAUUAGUGUCAUCCCCCAGGAGCCUCUGUUCCUACCUGGGACCGCGAGGUUCAACCUCGACCCACACCAGCGUACUGAUGAUGAGAAAAUCACAGACGCCGUGAAAGCAGUCGGUUUAUGGAGUCGCUUUUGCGCAAAAGGAGGCUUGGAUGCGGAAUUUGUCCCUUCUGACUGGUCAGUUGGCCAGAAGCAGCUGCUAGCGCUUGCCCGAACCUUGGUGCACAAGGCACCUAUCUUGCUUUUAGAUGAAGCGACUAGCAGCGUCGAUUGGGAAACGGAGACGACCAUGCAGGACAUCAUAGACAAGGAAUUCGCUUCCCAAACUAUUAUUGCGGUCUGUCAUCGCUUCCGCUUCAUCGAUCGGUUUGACCGUGUGGCGGUGAUACAGCAAGGUGAACUUGUUGAAUAUGAUAACCCAACGACUCUGUUGCAACGGGAUACGCAGUUUAGGAGGCUCUUUCGAGCCCUGCAAGAAUCGUCGGCUAGCGUGGCAUGA
Aspergillus bombycis is the source of this 4341-nucleotide messenger RNA. Its product is annotated as putative ABC multidrug transporter. Gene Ontology annotation, molecular function: ATP hydrolysis activity; ABC-type transporter activity; ATP binding. NCBI's taxonomy places the organism in Eukaryota, Fungi, Ascomycota, Eurotiomycetes, Eurotiales, Aspergillaceae. Gene Ontology annotation, biological process: transmembrane transport. Bases 1 to 4341 code for a protein of 1446 amino acids. The transcript has 12 exons. Gene Ontology annotation, cellular component: membrane. The record is from RefSeq and is a predicted model, not a curated record.